CGUAUCGAUCGACGAAACGGCCUGGCGACUGGCAGCGUGGCGUGGCCUCCAUCUCCACCUCCUCCCUCCUCCUCCUCCUCUCUUGCGCGCGGUUGCGGCGGGCGGCUGGCACGCGUCGCCCACCAGAGACUUUCUCCCCUCCCCGCCCGCCGACCCUCUAGACUAGGGUUUCGCCUCCUCCCCCGCCGCCGCUCCAUUGCCGCCGCGCCGCCUCGCGCGGCAUUCCAUUCCAGGCUUCAUUCCAAUCCUCCUAUUCUUUCCCUAUCGCUUCACAUCGACAGCAGCAACCUCCAUCUUCUAUCACCAAAAAAGCUCUUCCUUAACCACCGCGAGGGUCAUCUAAACAUGACAACUCACAUAUACCAUAAUUGCAUGUAUUUGUUUUAGGCUCUACUUCAUGUACGAAUAGGUGGGCGUCUUAUUGGUGUACAUCAGCUUCCAGCUACCAUCGUUAUGCUCCCAUUGAGCAAUGCGUAGUACCUGCCGCUCACAAGACUCCACCUUUGCUACUUUUACGACUAUACUAGGCAAUGGCCAAACUCCCAGUUGUUGCAUGCAGUGCAAUUAGGAAACCUAACGAAAGCAUGAGGCUUAUUGUAGUAACAACCGUUGGUGUGGUCUUUGGUUUCUUUGUUGGAAUUUCAUUCCCAACAGUUAGCAUAACAAAGCUUCACUUUCCAUCUAGCAUUGUUUCCUAUAUAAAGGACAGGAACUCAGGCCUGUCAACUCAAGCUAUACUUAAUCAUGCUUGGACUGCGGCCAGGAACGCAAGGGGAAAUGGCUCUGAACCAAACUCAAAUGAUACAUUGAAGAUUUAUGUACCAACAAACCCAAGGGGUGCAGAGAGCCUAGCACCUGGUAUUGUUGUACCAGAGUCUGAUUUUCAUCCCCAUAGGUUAUGGGGAAACCCAGAGGAGGACCUACCCUUCAAGCCAAAGUACCUUGUUACUUUCACGGUUGGCAUUUCACAGAAAGAGAACAUAAAUAGGGCUGUCAAGAAGUUCUCUAGUGAUUUUGCUAUCCUGUUGUUUCACUAUGAUGGCCAAGUGAGUGAAUGGGAUGAAUUUGAGUGGUCAAAGCGAGCUAUCCAUGUAAGCGCCCGGAAACAAGCAAAAUGGUGGUAUGCUAAAAGGUUCUUGCACCCUGAUAUCGUGGCAGCCUAUGAGUACAUAUUUAUCUGGGAUGAGGACCUUGGAGUCAAUCAUUUUAAUGGCGAUGAGUACAUUAAACUUGUCAAGAAAUAUCAACUAGAAAUCUCACAACCUGGUUUAGAGCCAGAUAAGGGAUUGACAUGGCAGAUGACCAAAAGAAGAGGGGAUCGUCAGGUUCACAAGGUUACAGAGGAGAGGGAAGGCUGGUGCUCAGAUCCUCAUGUUCCCCCGUGCGCUGGGUUUGUUGAAAUAAUGGCUCCAGUUUUCUCCAGAGAUGCAUGGAGAUGUGUGUGGCAUAUGAUUCAGAAUGACUUGAUUCAUGGAUGGGGUCUCGAUUUUGCUCUCCGGAAAUGUGUGGAGCCUGCUCAUGAGAAAAUCGGUGUUGUUGAUUCCCAAUGGAUUGUGCACCAAGUGGUUCCUUCUCUCGGGAACCAGGGGCAGUCAGAGAACGGGAGGGCACCAUGGGAAGGGGUAAGAGAGCGUUGCCGGAAAGAAUGGGGAAUUUUCCAGACAAGAAUGGCGGAGGCUGAGAAAGCAUAUUACGAGAUGAUGGGCGUGACUCCUCCAAACGUAACAUUUGUCUCGUAGGAUGAAAUUCUGAUGUUAAUUACACACAUUGGCUUUUUUUGUCCACCAAUAGCCCUUGGAGUAGAUUUAGAUAUUGAUGAUAUAUGUAGAGCACACGAGAUAAUUAUAUAUAUGUUAAUCAAAAUUCGCUGAUCCUUUUUUCCUGUAUAUAUGUUUCACACGGGCUGUUCUUAUCAGGAACUGGUUAUGAUGGUAUUACUUA
This is a messenger RNA of Setaria italica (foxtail millet), 1941 nucleotides long. RefSeq lists its product as uncharacterized. The record is from RefSeq and is a predicted model, not a curated record. The coding region runs from base 531 to 1739 and encodes 402 amino acids. The transcript is spliced from 16 exons. NCBI's taxonomy places the organism in Eukaryota, Viridiplantae, Streptophyta, Magnoliopsida, Poales, Poaceae.